AUGCGCACGCGCGCCAAUGAAACACGCAUAAACGCCUUUCCCGACACCGAGCCGUCCCCUGUUUCUCCAUUCUCUCUCCCCAACUCCCCACCCCCGGCAUCUAUGGACCAUGGGGAAUCUCUCCUCUUCCCCCAAGUUUUUCCCAAGGUCCCAACGUCGUCAUCGCGUCCGGUCCGGCAACCAUACCCCGGACUUUGUGUCUUUUCUUCCUCAUUGCUGUUGGAACGUCGAUCCAACCCACCAAUCCAAGAAGGAACUUUUGGCCCGUUGUCCUAG
Messenger RNA from Colletotrichum tamarilloi, 276 nucleotides. RefSeq lists its product as uncharacterized. Lineage: Eukaryota; Fungi; Ascomycota; Sordariomycetes; Glomerellales; Glomerellaceae. The transcript has a single exon. Bases 1 to 276 code for a protein of 91 amino acids. The record is from RefSeq and is a predicted model, not a curated record.